Salmo salar (Atlantic salmon) is the source of this 1332-nucleotide messenger RNA. The record is from RefSeq and is a predicted model, not a curated record. NCBI's taxonomy places the organism in Eukaryota, Metazoa, Chordata, Actinopteri, Salmoniformes, Salmonidae.
GCACAUGGUCCUACUCCCAACCGACCUCUAGUCUUCUGUAGCAACCACAAGUCUCCGCCUCUCUCUCACAGCGAUAACCCGAUCCCCACUCACUCCAACUCCCCUGCCACCGCCAUCCUCCUCCAUAGCACUUAUUCCACACGUUUGUCUCAGCGAUAAGCCACCUCUUUACGCAAGCGAUUUUAGAACUUUGGCCCGAAGAGAGAGAAAAAAAGGAUAAAACAACCAGAAAAGUGAAGAUAAAAGCGAACCAAAUACGUUUUAUAUUGCCCAGAUUGUUGGCCACGGCGGGGUGGAUAAAAGCAGGCUGGAAAAUACCAUAUGAUGUGGAUCUGGUACCUCUUGCUUGGUUCGGGGACGGGCUCAAGCUUGGUUGAGAGCCAGCUCCUUCCAGGGAACAACUUCACCACAGACUGUAACAACCCAGGGAACUUCAUGUGUGGGGACGGGAAGUGUAUCCCAGGGGCGUGGCAGUGUGACAGACUGUCCGACUGCUUCGACAAGAGUGACGAGAAAGGCUGCCCCAAGAUAAAGUCCAAGUGUGCUCCGACGUUCUUCGCCUGUGCCAACGGGAUCCACUGUAUCAUCGGGCGGUUCCGUUGCAAUGGCUUCAGUGACUGUCCUGACGGGAGCGACGAGAAGAAAUGCACAGGUAACCCGCUGGUGUGCAUGGAGGCCCGCUUCAAGUGUCGUAACGGGCGCUGUGUGGACCGCAGUUUCCUGUGUAACGGACAGGACAACUGUCAGGACAACAGUGACGAGGAACACUGUCUCACCACCGCAGAAGCUCCAGGCCAGGACUUUGUAACCUUGGACUACCGCAACUACCCCAGCAUCACCUACGCAGUCAUCGGCAGCGCUGUCAUCUUUGUCCUGGUGGUGGCGCUGUUGGCCUUGGUUCUGCACCACCAGAGGAAGCGCAGCGUGCUGCUGCCCCGGGAGGUCCGGUCCUCCUACCACCACCACCACCAUCAGCCCCUGCUGCUAUCCCGCGUGGUCAUCCUAGACCGGGGACACAUCCACCCAGCUGGCCCUGGCCUCUCCCCCACCUCCCCGUCUGCAGAAUCCCAGUUCAGUGCAGGUCCACAAGGGCUACAUAUGCUGUCUAGGACCCUCUACCCUGCUGACGUAUCCAUGGACUCCGCCACCCUCCUACUCCCAGGCCGUGCUGGAUACGGGGAGCUGCCGUCAGAAGGAGAGCUGCCCCAGUAUGAAGCCCCCACAGAGCCCUCCACUCAGCCCAGCACACGUUCCUCUGAGCCCCCCACACCCAGAACUGUGGCCCCAGGCAUGUCCUGGCCUAGCUUCAGCUCCAGAGAAGAGUCGGACUAG